AUGCUAAUGCUUUCAAAGAUAGACAAAGGAUAAAAUGAAAUCCUUGAAUAUGAUUUUGAAAAAUCACAGAAAUUCUUUUUCUCAAGUGUGAGUGGAAAUAUCUUAUUUGCUUAGACCAUAUUGCAUUUGAUCUUAGUUUUCCCAUUUUACUUCUUUAUGGCAAAAGAAUAUUCAUUUAUUCUAUAUGAUGAACUAAAGCAUCGCUCACUAUCUAAUAAAAUAGAAGAACUAAAAAAAUAUGCUUCUAUGAAAGAUGUCUACACGGAGAAUAUGGUUCAAAAAAUAAGAGAUGACAUCUACAUUCUAGUCAGAUAACCUUAUCUAAAACUGAAUAAUAAAGAGUUCUACACUUUUACGACUAUUUUGGCAUCGCCUAUUUUUAUUGUGACUCUGCUUUUUAUCUUCUUUUAAAACAUUUAGCAGUAUAGAUUCGCUAUGUAUUUUACAAUGUCAAUAAAUUUCAUUCAAGCGGGGGUAGUACCAUUAAUAAUGCUAAUACUACCUGGGAUUUUAUAUUACAAAGCUGAUUAGACAUUUGACAUAAAAUCUCCUCUAAAAUAUUUGGCUAUUUUAUGGGUAAUUGGUGGAGCUUUUGGAAUAGUGUAUUUUGCUGCUAGUUCUUCUUAUACCAAUUUAACUUAUUCUGGUUUUGUUUAAAAAUGA
Molecule: messenger RNA, 663 nt
Organism: Stylonychia lemnae
Lineage: Eukaryota; Ciliophora; Spirotrichea; Sporadotrichida; Oxytrichidae
Source: the annotation of a GenBank genome assembly